AUGACAGAAACUAUUCCUCAGCCAGCAGGCUUGCCAUUCCUUGGGAAUGUACUGAAUGUGGAUGCAGAACAUCCUCAGGAAAGCUUCGCCAACAUCGCACAGAUAUAUGGACCUAUCUUCAAGCUGAAGCUCGGUGUAGAGCGUGUCUUCGUUGCAUCCCACGACCUUGCGAUAGACCUUUUUGACGAGAACAAAUUCGAGAAGGCGGUGGCAGGUCCCCUCAAAGAGAUCCGUAACGGCGUGAAGGAUGGACUGUUUACCGCCAACCCAGGUGAACACAAUUGGGAGAUCGCCCACCGUAUCUUGAUGCCAGCUUUUGGGCCAUUGUCGAUUGGCUCAAUGUUCGGCGAGAUGGCCGAUGUUGCUUCUCAGCUUGUGCUCAAGUGGGCUCGAUUUGGUCCCCAGAGUACUAUUGAUGUUACCGAUGACUUUACCAGACUGACUCUUGAUUCUAUUGCAUUGUGCGCCAUGGGCGACCGAUUCAACUCUUUCUACCAUGACGAUAUGCAUCCAUUCGUCAAGGCCAUGGUGGGCUUCCUCUCCGGCUCCGGUGCUCGGGCUCGUCGACCAGCCUUCGCACCCGACAUGCUUUACAGCAAGGCCAAUCAACAGUAUCAGGAUGAUAUCGCCGAGCUUCAGACAGUCGCGAAGGAGCUCCUCAAUGAACGUCGCCGGCACCCUACAGAUAAGAAGGAUCUCUUGAAUGCCAUGAUUAAUGGUAAAGAUCCCAAGACUGGAGAAGGGCUCACAGAAGAUGUCAUCAUACGCAACAUGAUUACCUUUCUCAUUGCUGGUCACGAAACCACGUCUGGAUUGCUAUCCUUCCUCUUCUACGAGCUACUUUCGAACCCCGAGGCCUACAGUGCCGCACAGAAAGAGGUGGACGAUGUAAUCGGCAAGCAAAAGAUCACUUUGGAGCUUUUAUCAAAGCUGCCAUAUCUCAACGCUUGCCUUCGUGAAACCCUGCGCCUCCAUCCGACCGCUCCUGGCUUUGCACUUACUGCUAAGGGAGACCAAUUACUCGGGGGCAAGUAUAGAAUCAAGAGCGGAGAGGUGUGCGUUGCUGUUCUUCCUCUCAUUCACCGCGAUACUGCAGUGUACGGCGAGGAUGCAGAGGCGUUCAAACCUGAGAGGAUGCUCGAUGAGCCCUUUGGCAGACUGCCACCUCACGCCUGGAAGCCAUUUGGUAACGGUAUGAGGGCCUGCAUCGGGAGACCCUUCGCCUGGCAAGAGGCUCUCCUCUGCGUGAGUACCUUGCUUCAAGCCUUCCGGUUCAGUUUCGCCGAUCCUUCCUACAGCCUGCAGAUCAAGACCACCUUGACUAUCAAGCCUGACAAGUUCUUCAUGAAAGCUGAAUUGAGAGACCCAGAUAUGACUGAGGAGCUGAUUGGCAGCAUAGGUGGCUCCUCCUCGCAAGGUCGCAAAGCAAAGAAAGAUCAGCAUCAGGAUAAUGUCGGAGCCGACCCAAAUGCUGACCCCCUUCACAUCUUGUAUGGUUCUAAUACCGGCACUUGUGAGGCUCUCGCACAGUCUCUCAGUUCGACUGCUACCAGACACGGAUACAAUCCCAAGGUUGCGACACUAGACUCAAUGGCGACUGGCCUGCCGAAGAACGAUCCGAUUGUUGUCAUCACUGCAAGCUACGAGGGUCAGCCCCCUGAUAACGCGGCUCAUUUCUGCAACUGGCUGGAGAAAGCCGAUGAGUCGGAUCUUGAUGGCGUCAAAUUCUCUGUGUUUGGAGUCGGAAAUAAGGAGUGGGCAUCCACUUAUCAGCGCAUCCCCAAGGUCGUCGACUCAACUUUGGCCGAGAAGGGUGCAGACCGCCUCAUCGAUCGAUUUGAAGCCGAUGUAACUGAUGGUAGUGUUUUCGACAAGUUCGACAAAUGGCAGGACGAGCAACUCUGGCCCGCAUUCGAAAAGUCGUUCGGCAAGAAGUCUAGUUCGCAAGAAUCUUCAGAAAGCGACGCAAGCGAACUCAAGGUCGCAAUCGAUUACCAAACUCGAUCAAGCCUGUUGAGACAGAAUAUGCAGGUCGCUGAGGUUUGCGAUACACGUCUCCUCACAAGACCCGGUGCUCCUCGCAAACGUCAUAUCGCACUGAAGCUUCCGACUGGACUUACCUACAAAACUGGAGACUAUCUCGCUGUCUUGCCUCACAAUCCUAUUGAAAACGUUCGCCGAGUCUUGAAGAGGUUCGGUCUCCCCUGGGAUGCUACACUGAAGAUCGAAGAAGGCUCGGCAACAUCCCUUCCCACUGGUAUUGCAAUCCCUGUUUACGACAUUCUGUCUGGCAUGGUUGAGCUUGCGCAACCAGCUACAUCUCGUGCAGUCCAGAUCAUCGCAAAGACAAUUCCGGACAAGGAGAAGUCCGAGGAGCUUGCGAGUCGCGCUGGCGACGAGAGCUUCCAGAAGAAUAACAUCAGCGUUUUGGAUGUCCUCGAACAGUACCCGAUGGCUGAGUUCAGUAUUGGACAGUUUCUCGGAGCUGUCCCUCCGAUGCGAGUGCGUCAAUACAGCAUCUCGUCUUCACCCUUAGAAAAGGAGAACGUCGCUACCUUGACAUGGUCAGUGAUAGAUGCUCCUGCCAAGGGUGGAGUGAAAGGCCAUCGCUUCGAGGGUGUGUCUAGUAACUUCCUCGAGCGACUGUCUGUCGGAGACCACGUUCAGAUCAGUCACCGAGCAAGUCGUACAGGCUUUGGUCUACCCAAGGAUGAUGAGUCCCAUCUACUCAUGGCAUGUGCUGGCACCGGUCUCGCCCCAUUCCGCGCUUUCGUUGCCGAACGCGCGUUGAAGAAAACGGCAGGUAAGAAGGUCGGUAAAGCUAUGCUUUUCUAUGGUCUGAAUGCUCCGGACGAAGACGACAUGUACCGCGAGGAAUUUGAUGCAUGGGAGAAGGAAGGCGUAGUCGAUGUACGCCGAGCCUUCACUCAUGCAUCUGACCAGUCUCACGGGUGCAAGUUUGUACAAGAGAGACUCUGGCACGAUCGUGAAGACGCUGUCGAGAUGUUCAGACAAGAUGCUAAGCUGUAUCUUUGCGGCGCUGGUGUCGUAGGAAAUGGCAUUGCCGAAACGAUGAAGAUGAUCAGGAUGGACUUGAAGGGAGACGGCGAGGAAGAAGCUACUGAAUUCGUGGCAAAUCUGAAGGGCGAGCGUUAUUGGGCAGAUGUGUUUUCUUAG
Molecule: messenger RNA, 3177 nt
Organism: Aureobasidium subglaciale EXF-2481
Lineage: Eukaryota; Fungi; Ascomycota; Dothideomycetes; Dothideales; Saccotheciaceae
Exons: 5
Coding region: 1-3177 (1058 amino acids)
Cellular component (GO): cytosol
Molecular function (GO): NADPH-hemoprotein reductase activity; flavin adenine dinucleotide binding; iron ion binding
Source: RefSeq, a predicted model, not a curated record